CUCAAGCGAUCCUCCUGCCUCAGCCUCCCGAGUAGCUGGGACUACAGACAUGUGCCACCAUGCCUGACCUUGAGGGAUCCUCUCGCCUCGGCCUCCCAGAGUGCUAGGAUUACAGGUGUGAGCCACCGCGCCCAGCCUGGCUUAAAAAUUAUUCACCCAUAG
Molecule: messenger RNA, 162 nt
Organism: Microcebus murinus (gray mouse lemur)
Lineage: Eukaryota; Metazoa; Chordata; Mammalia; Primates; Cheirogaleidae
Source: RefSeq, a predicted model, not a curated record